Phaedon cochleariae (mustard beetle) is the source of this 2148-nucleotide messenger RNA. The record is from the annotation of a GenBank genome assembly. NCBI's taxonomy places the organism in Eukaryota, Metazoa, Arthropoda, Insecta, Coleoptera, Chrysomelidae.
AUGAUCGCCAACGGACACGUAGUAGGCGACGGAUCGUGGGACCUUCGCGUUUUCGUCACCGAUCUGCAAACUGAGCGGCUGAUCCGUGUCAAAGGAGACGUACACAUCGGAGGAGUCAUGCUGAGACUGGUCGAAGACCUAGAAAUCUCCAUGGACUGGUCAGACCAUGCCCUCUGGUGGCCAGAACAAAACGUUUGGUUGACGAGAACGCGAUCUACCUUGGAUCAGUGUGGUGUCCAUGCAGACGCCUUGUUACAUUUCACCCCCAUGCACAAAAUUCUCAGGGUGCAACUCCCUGAUCUCAGGUAUCUGGAGAUGAGAGUGGAUUUUUCCAUAAAGACUUUCUCAAGUGUAACCCAAGUGUGCAAAGAUUUGCGAAUCAGGCACCCUGAAGAACUGUCAUUCUGCAAGCCCUUGGACCACAACCACCUGAAAUACAACUACAAAGACAUGCCGAAGAAGAAGCAGGAGCACAAUGGGGUGCACAAAAACGGCCACAUCUGCGCCAAUGACACCAACACCUUCAUAGCAAACAGCAGUCCUGGUGGAAGUACAGGCAGUUUGGACAACUCCCCUUUCAUGUGCGCCCCUGUUACCCCCUCGAGAGCCCCCGCCAGUUCCACGCCCAUCAAUAGUCCCGCAGGAAACGGCACUUGGAAGAGAAACGGAUAUGGAAACGACCUGAACGGCAGUUUGAACUAUUCAGGAAACAUCACAAGCAGUCUCAGUCUGGACGAAUUGAAUGGUACUCUGGACAGCACAUUAGCACAAAGUCCGCCUACUCCAAGUCCAGAGGCUAAAAGACACCUUGUCAGGCCCAAAUCUCUAGUAGAAAAAGCCAGAAUGAAUGUAGGAUGGUUGGACUCCUCUUUAUCUAUAAUGGAGCAGGGAGUGAGAGAACAUGAUACACUUUGUCUGAGGUUUAAAUUUUUCGUUUUCUAUGACUUGAAUCCAAAAUAUGAUGCCAUCCGAAUCAAUCAAAUUUAUGAGCAAGCCAAAUGGCAGUUGUUGAAUGAAGAGAUUGACUGCACAGAAGAAGAAAUGUUGAUGUUUGCUGCUUUACAGUUGCAAGUGAAGUUAGAAGCAAGUAGACCUCAGCCUAUGUUGGAGAAUAAUGGUAGCACCCCAUCCCCAAUCGAUGAUGAUAUAGAUGCUGCCCUCAAUAACCUACAAACAACUUUGGAAGGCUCCAGUAUUUCUACCAAUUCGAAUGACAUCACACAAGUGCCUGAACUGAAGGAUCAACUGAGGUUUUUGAAGCCAAAGAGGUUCACUUUGAAAGCCUACAAAAAAUACUGGUUCACAUGCCGAGACCUCCACCUCUACAUGUACAAAAGCCGAGAGGAAAUGGUGCACGGCCAUAACCCCGUUUUCAACAUUAACUUGAAGGGCUGCGAAGUCACCCCUGAUGUCAACAUCACCCAGAACAAAUACGUCAUCAAACUGGAGGUGCCUAGUCCUGAAGGAAUGUCCGAAAUGUACAUAAGAUGUGACGAUGAGGCCCAAUAUGCUCGGUGGAUGGGCUGUUGCCGAUUGGCUGCCAAAGGACGGUCUCUAGCUGACAGUUCAUACGAGUCUGAGAAACAAACGAUUCUGGACCUGUUGAACCUGCAAAAGCCCUCCGAGCAGCCCGUCGUCAAUCCCAACACCUUGGACAUCCAAGUUGAGGAUUUCAUCGCGCCGAAAUACCUGAAGAGGUCCAGAGCAAAGCUCACCCAAAGGAUCCUGGAAGCCCACGCCAACGUCAAAGACUUGGGCCUGAUCGACGCCAAAAUGAACUACAUCAAAGCCUGGCAGCUGCUGCCCGACUUCGGAGUGUCCCUCUUCGUCAUCAAGUUCAUGAACUUGAAAAAAGAAGAGCUUCUAGGGGUGGGUUAUAACAGGGUGAUGAAAAUGGACAUCAACACGGGCGACCACCAGAAGACCUGGAGGUUCAACACGAUGAAAGCGUGGAAUGUUAAUUGGGAAAAUCAGCACAUGAUGGUGCAGUUUGAAGACGAAAAUAUCGUUUUUAGUUGCUUGUCGGCAGAUUGUAAAGUUGUUCACGAGUUUAUUGGAGGUUAUAUAUUUUUGUCCACCAGGUCUAAAGAUGCGAGUCAAACGCUUAAUGAAGAGUUGUUCCAUAAGUUGACUGGCGGUUGGUCUUGA